Molecule: messenger RNA, 534 nt
Organism: Fusarium subglutinans
Lineage: Eukaryota; Fungi; Ascomycota; Sordariomycetes; Hypocreales; Nectriaceae
Exons: 1
Coding region: 1-534 (177 amino acids)
Source: RefSeq, a predicted model, not a curated record
AUGUGGAUCCGAGAUAGCCGUCCUCCCAGUAACCAUGUCACAUACCAUGCCAUAAAACAAAAGUCGAGUGGCAGCGGAGGUAGCAUGUACUACCCUUAUUUCUUUGUCUUUCAGGCGAUUUUCCCCUCUUCGAAAGCUCUCGGAGGCAUCUGCGGGGAUGUUGGUCGUCACUGGGACGCUCAAGUCAGUAAGGAUAAACCUUUUUACCCGCAUCUAGACAACUCCGAAAUAGAGCUGCACCUCAUCAAGGGAAAAGAUCCAGCUUCUCUGAGACAAGACGAGCACCCUUCACAGAGCCAGGAUACCCCCGCAGUCUUCACUCCAACCCAUGGCGGUAAGUCGGAGGUGGAAGAUCAGAAUGACGGUAUCCAAGUGGCUACUGGCACCGCUUGUACCACCUCCCAGCCAGUACCUAUCAGUGCCUCCGAUCCCUUGCGAAACUACGACGAAGAACAAGCCAAUUUUCGAAGCGAACCUGAGCGACGCUUUGCCGAGGUCCAAGCUCAGAUGCAGCAGGACGCCAUUGAACCCUAG